GGUGCCGCGCGCUAUGGCCAGUGACGUGUGCUGUUUGGCUGAAGCCCGGCGCGUGGCGAUUUUCGGCGGCACGCACGGGAACGAGAUGUCCGGCGUCACGCUCGUGUCCAUGUGGACCAAAGACGACAGCGAGAUCCGGCGACGCAGAGUGCACACCGAGCCGUUCAUGUCCAACCCGAGAGCCGCGGAGAAGUGCGCCAGGUACAUCGACACGGACCUGAACCGAGCCUUCACAGAGGAGAACCUCAGCAUGCCAGGUGGCGAUGAGCUGCCAUAUGAAGUCCAGCGAGCCAAGGAAAUCAAUCAGAUAUUUGGACCUAAAGGAAGUCCAGAUGCCUACGAUGUCAUCCUCGACCUCCAUAACACUACAUCCAACAUGGGCUCCACGCUUAUCCUGGAGAGCUCGACUGACCACUUCAACCUUCAGAUGGUGCAUUUCAUCAAAAAAGCCAUGGCUCCGGAGAGCUGCAUGGUGCUGCUAAAUGAACAUCCUCAACUCAAGUAUGCAACGACCCGCUCUGUGGCGAAGCACCCUAUCGGGCUUGAAGUGGGUCCCCAGCCUCAGGGAGUUUUGCGAAGCAAUAUCUUCAAGUCCAUGCGGAUGAUAGUGAAACACGCUCUGGACUUCAUCGAGAUGUUUAAUAGCGGCGUGGAGUUUCCAGCAUGCUGUGUGGAAGUGUUCAGGGUGCAUGAGAGAGUGGAUUACCCAAGAGACACAAACGGCAACAUCAGCGCUAUGGUCCAUCCCCACUUACAGGAUUGUGAUUGGGAGCCCCUGAACCCCGGUGACCCGAUGUUCCAAACCUUCGACGGCAGGACCAUCGCGUACGAGGGAACCGGCCCAGUCUACCCGACGUUUAUUAACGAAGCCGCCUACUACGAGAAGCACCAGGCCUUCGUCACCACCUGCAGGGAAACGCUAACUGUUCAUUCCAUUCGGAAAACAAACACCAAAUGACCAUCUGAAUAACCAGCAUCAACUAUAACUUACUUCUGUCCUGAAAACUACAAAAACUUAUAGAAAUCUUUUAUAUUUCUUUAUAAUCUUUCAAACUAAAUCAGGUUAAUGAUCUCUUUACAAAUUUCAGAAAAACACUUAUUUUUCUAUCAGUUUUGACGUUUGUCAUACUUAACCUAUGUUUUUUCUAAUAUGGUGCAGUUUAUAUAUUUAUAAAAUUCAAAAUCAUCACAUGGUAAAUCAAAAACUUUAUACUGUAUUUAUACUCUUAUUCCUAGGCAUUUUUAUACUUUCCCAAUCAGAACAUGUUGUACAAGAUUUAAGGCUUAAAAAAAAAGCCAGGAAAAGAAGCGGAUGUAGAUAGUUCCCAGAUUUUAGUGCAUUUCUCAACAUGCCUUCAUUGACUUCCUCUAAAGACUCUGUGUAAAGAGGAAGACGUGCUUUUAGAUAAAUAUUAAAAUUUUAUUUAAUUUGAGCCUGCAUUAUGUGAUUAGCAAUUUGUUUUACAAUCCGUUACCCUAAUUUUACCAUGGUCAUAAAAAUGGGAAUAAAUACCUUUGGCGUCCAUGGUCCCUGGAUGGACUAUAGAUGUUUCUAGAUGAAUUGGUGGAACCUUAUUUUGCCAAUUACAAAAACGCAGAGAAAUGUUCGUCAUCUUAAAUACUUUUAUCAAAUAGCUUUACUUUUUUUUUAAAAAAAAUCCCCGAUCGUUUGUCCACGUUGUUAAGAUCAAGUAGCGGACGGUCGUUCAUAGUUUAUGGGUUUUUUUACCAAUAGAAAGGAUUGGAAGUGGAAAUCUUUAAAAAACGGACUCUUUUGAAAAUAAGAUUUCGACCUUUACUAAAAGAGUAAAAUGAAAUUGAACAUUAUUAGCAUGCAGUGAGCAUCAGCAUCACAAUAUCUUUAGAAUGAACAAAAUAAAUGAUGACAAUCUUAAUUUUUCUCUUCCCAUAACCUUCAGGAAUAAUCAGCUCGGAUGAUCAGCUUCCCGUUAAACAUUGAACUAAGCAAAUAGUUAAGAGCCUUCCGUUGGAUAAUUACUGCAGUGAUAAAUAUGGUUCAGUUGGAAACAAGUUAUGUAACACUAAUGGAUGUAAUGAGAAGAGAAGUGAGCUUCUUAUUUCCUAACCAACCAUGUCAGAAGACAUACCCUGUGGUCGUGGCAAAGAUGCUACUCUGUUUCAAGGGUCAAAUUAUUGUCCUGCAUUAAGCAAAGAAAACAACUAAGGCGAUUGCUGAAACUACAAAAAUUGGGUUAUGAACUGAAAAACACAUUAUAAUCUGGAAGGAUAGUGUUAAUUAAAAACAACAGUAGAACUCAUGGCUAUGUUUCAUCAGCAUUUCAGCAUGUACACUGUGAAAAGAACUCGAGGGAUUGGGACUAAACAGCUGUGUAGCCUUAAGAAUCAACUUAUCAGGGAGGAUAAAUGGGGAAAAAAGACUUUACUUUGCUAGGGAGCAUAAAGAAUAGAGAUGGACUGUCCUUCUGUCCCAUCAUCUUUAUAUUGAGAGAAAUCGAUGCAACUCUGGAUAUAAAAUAUUUUGUAACAUUGCACAAACUUCUGGAAAUGAUGCCACUGCCGUAAUUAAAGCAAAGGGCGGUCCAAUGCAAUGUAAGAGUGUAACUUUUUUUUGGGUGGGUUUAAUGUUAAAAUUAUUUUGACAUUAUUUAAUUUACACAAUAACAAGGCAAAAAUAAUCAGAUUUCUAAAGUAUAUAAUGUCUCAAGAAUAUAUUUCAAUCCAAAUGUUGGAAAAGUGCAUUUGGACGAGUAAAAUUUCAUAAUAUUUAGGUAAACGUUUAAGAUAUGUAUUAGAAAAAUGCAAUAAGUGAAUCAGCAAAUUGGUGCACGAGAACUGAAACAGAAACUGGCAAUGCAAGCCUGUCUAGACAGUCCUUAUUGUUACUUUUGCAUGUCUGCUUAUUUACACUUCUGCUUCUCUGGUAUUCAAUGCUUCAUUUAUAUUUUUGCCCUGCCGUUUAAACAGAGGUAAAAUUUUGUUGCUUGGCUGGUUUGUUUGGAACCGUGCGCUGGUGUGCUAAAUAGUGUCUCAAAAUAGUGUGCUGCUUAGCACUGGACAAUACUGACAAUCGAGUCAUUUCAUUUUCUGUAAUACUUGAAUAUGUGUGUUGGCUGUUAGCUGUCAGCUUCGCCAUGCGUUCAUGCCCUGGUGCUAAUUUUGUAAGUGCCCCUAAGCCUUGUUAAGUCAGUGAAGGCAUGUACAAUAGGAAUGCAGACUCAGAAGAAGAAUCCAUCCUGAAGCGCUUAUGCAUUUAUUCUGAAUUUAUUGUUUGAUUAUUAUUUGUUGUAUUGUUGCUACAGUAGUGUUUGACUAACUUCUAAUAAGUGGCACGAGUAGGAUUUAUC
This is a messenger RNA of Clarias gariepinus (North African catfish), 3326 nucleotides long. RefSeq names its product aspartoacylase (gene aspa). The coding region runs from base 14 to 958 and encodes 314 amino acids. Gene Ontology annotation, molecular function: hydrolase activity, acting on ester bonds; hydrolase activity, acting on carbon-nitrogen (but not peptide) bonds, in linear amides. Lineage: Eukaryota; Metazoa; Chordata; Actinopteri; Siluriformes; Clariidae. The transcript is spliced from 6 exons. The record is from RefSeq and is a predicted model, not a curated record.